AUGGCUGUAGAUGUCGCCACAAGCCGCAGCGGAAGAGGAAACCUAGCGAAGCAAUGCUCAGCACGAGAAGCACGCGAGGCAGAGCGACGAGUGAAGUUGCAGCACUUCUUGGUGCUGCGUGCGUUCAAUCUUCGACGUCCGAAGGAAACUCUGCAUGAACAGUUCCAGUUCCUCAAGAAGCGGGUCGAAAGCGGCGAUGCGAAUGUCAGCGGUGACUUCCUGGAACUGGACGAGUUGUGUGCUUAUUUGUCCAUUCCACCGUACCGACGUCUACUGCUCGCACAAGUGUUUGGGUUGGCUCCGCAGCAGACACACUUGGGUUUCGAUAACUUCAUUCGCUUUUUGCAGUCGGCAGCGGUACGAGCAGCACAUGAAGAGCGACAGCGACACUUCGAAAGUCUCCCGGCUCCCCCUCCUCGCACGGGUAGACUAAAUGCUCUUGUGUCCUUCCAUCCUUCCCGUAUUAACCAAGCUGUGACUCGAGCGCCGCCAGCUCCCGGUCUCUGGAAGAAGCGUGAGAUCACGAUCCAGGAGCGAAUCACCGAGUACACCAAGAUCGACGAGAAGGGUCAACCGCAGCGGCUUGUGGAGAAGGAACGUCAUCAAACAGAAGUGCUGCAUAUGGAGUCGCUGAACGGCGAGUUCGCUCAUCGGGAGAUCACUCAGUUCGAGCAAACGGAGCAUCUGAAUGACGAGAUGGUCCACUUGGACCAUGGACGCGAGGAGUUUCUCCACCUCAAGUCUCAGCACGACGAGAUCUCACGCUUCGAGUCUUCCGUACCGCAGGGAGGACACAGUGGCGGUGGUCGCCCCGAGGAAUGCGAGCAACAGCCACCGUCCCCUACCAUUAAACGUGACCCCUCUGCCCCCGGAACAGCCCGUGGAAGUAGUGGGCUCCAUCAUGGCUUUAACGCCGAAGCAGAAGCAACAUUCGUCGAACCAGAUUUCCGAAGACGUUGGGACCAGCAAGCUCGUCAGCAAGACGUACAGCAGACCUAA
This is a messenger RNA of Phytophthora nicotianae INRA-310, 999 nucleotides long. RefSeq lists its product as hypothetical. The coding region runs from base 1 to 999 and encodes 332 amino acids. The transcript has a single exon. The record is from RefSeq and is a predicted model, not a curated record. Lineage: Eukaryota; Oomycota; Peronosporomycetes; Peronosporales; Peronosporaceae.